Capsaspora owczarzaki ATCC 30864 is the source of this 1307-nucleotide messenger RNA. RefSeq lists its product as hypothetical. The transcript has 5 exons. The coding region runs from base 68 to 1234 and encodes 388 amino acids. Gene Ontology annotation, biological process: chromatin remodeling. The record is from RefSeq and is a predicted model, not a curated record. Gene Ontology annotation, cellular component: Ino80 complex. NCBI's taxonomy places the organism in Eukaryota, Filasterea, Ministeriida, Capsasporidae.
CAGUCACUCCAAGUCAAAGACCAACAUCAGAGCAAAAAGCUCGAGUCAAACACUUGCAACAAACAAAAUGCCACCACGAAGGCGACGGGUUGAGCUGGACGACGACGACGACGACGACAACGAUGAGGAACGCGCUGUGGCGUCGGAUCAGGACGAAGCGAGAGAGCGAGACGACGAUGAUCAGGACGACGUCGACGAUGAGGAAGAUCAAGACGAUGAUCAAGAUGAUCAAGAUGACGACAAUGAGCGACCAGCGCGCGUCACGCGAGGACGAGGACGAGGGCGAGGGCGAGGACGAGGACGAGGAAGGCCGCCCAAGAAUCAGACGCAGGGCAUUGGCAGCAAGCGAGGCCAGGCUGAGCAGAGAUCAACCAAAGCCAAGUCAGCGCGUGGAUCCGGAGGGUCAUCAGGAACAACGCGGGCAAGUCGAGGCGGAGUAAAACGAGCGCGAUUGGAAUCAGACGACGACGAGGACGAGGACGAUGAAGACGAAGACGAAGAAGAAGACGACGACGACGACGACGACGACGAAAUGGAGGAGGACGAUGAUGAGGACGAAGACGAGAACAUUUCUGGCUCAAGCGACGACGACGACGCCGAACAUGAACAAGAAGACAGUACAAAGCUCGAUGAAGACCAAGGAAAGCGAUCACGAAAGGCACCCGGCAAAGCUAGUGCUGGAAUCGACGACUUGGACGCACCCGAUAGCGAAGAGGAGUGGUUGCAGGCGCUGGAAGCCGGUCGCCUGAAUGCUCGUGGCCAACUCGAACCAUCCAACAGCACCAUCCGCGGCUCGUCCACACGAGGAGCUGCGCUUCUUCUCAAGGAUGAUGAUUCGGUCGCUGAUGAGGUGGAAGUGCAAGCAACCCAAACGGAGCCGUCAUCUUCUUCAUCUGCGACGCGGCGUUCUGCAGGGGACACUAACCUGCUCCCUGCGUUAUCAGCUCCGGUUGGCCGCCCUCGAAAAGCCCCAGCCACCCUUCCCACAGAAGAAGACGCUCUGCGAAAAUCCGAAAAGCUUCGGAAAGACAAGUUGCGCAUGGCCAAGAAGGCAGAAGAUGAAAAGGCCCGAACGGUACAACGGCUCCUCGGUCGUCAAGUAACGCCGGUCGCUCAAAAAGAGGAGCCUGUCAAAAAGGACCCGUACGCAAUCACGAUGACAGAACCACACACUCGAAUUGUCAUCAGUGCGAAAGGGACCCUGAUAUCAUACUCUGAAGGACUCCGCUAUUAAUUCCUAAAAUUGCGCUUUGCUGUAUAAACCGUUCAUGUUUCAUUUCGACAAUAUCAAUUCCGUUACGCAUCCA